GGCGAUCGGGCGGUGCGCUUGUGCCCUGAUGAUCUGUGUAGUCCCAGCAGUGCCACAUGUCAGUGUACAUCAGUGCCUUACGUCAGUGCCCAUCAGUGCCACAUCAGUGCCACAUAUCAGUGCCUACCAGUGCACAUCAAUGCCACAUAUCAGUGCCCAUCUGAGCUGCCUUUCAGUGUCACCCAUCAGUGUCAGUCAGUGCCACAUAUUAAUGCCAAUCAGUGCCACCUAUCAGUGCUGCCAACCAGUGCCACAUAUCAGUGCCAGUCAGUGCCGCUAUCAGUGCCAGUCAGUGCUGCCUAUCAGCGCGCAUCAGUGCGCCUAUCAGUGCCGCCUAACAGUGCCAGUCAGUGCCGCCUAACAGUGCCAGUCAGUGCCGCCUAUCAGUGCUGCCUAUCAGUGCCAUGUAUCAGUGCUGCCUUUCAGUGCCCAUCAGUGAUGCCUGUCAAUGCCCAUCAGUGCCACCUACCAGUGCCUCCUCAUCAGUGCCCAUCAGUGUCACCUAUCAGUGUCCAUCAGUGCAGUCUAUCAGUGCCCAUCAGUGCAGCCUCAUUAGUGCACAUCAGUGAAGGAGAAAAAUCACUUAUUUACAAAAUUUUAUAACAAAAACUAAGAAAAAAACUUUUUUUUCAAAAUUUUCAGUGGUUUUUGGUUUCUUUAAGAAAAAAAUAA
Staurois parvus is the source of this 672-nucleotide messenger RNA. NCBI's taxonomy places the organism in Eukaryota, Metazoa, Chordata, Amphibia, Anura, Ranidae. The record is from the annotation of a GenBank genome assembly.